AUGGUAUUGAUAAUGGAUUCUGUGAACUCCUUCAAAGGAUAUGGAAAAGUAGACGAAGCUCAAGAUUUAGCGUUGAAGAAAAAGACAAGAAAACGUCUGAUUCUCCUAUCCGUCUUCGUCGUAAUCCUCGUCGCCGUAGUAAUCGCCGCCGUGGUCGCAACCGUCGUUCACAACAAGAAGAAAAACUCGUCCGAGUCAGCACCGAGUCCUCCUUCCGAGUUGACUCCAUCCACUACGCUUAAAACCAUUUGCAGCGUAACUCGUUUCCCUGAAUCUUGUAUUUAUAGUAUCUCGAAGCUUCCGGAUUCCAACACAACAGAUCCGACGACUCUGUUUAAGCUGUCGCUGAAAGUAAUCAUCGAUGAGCUCGACUCGAUUUCCGAUUUGCCGGAGAAUCUCGCCAAGGGGACGGAUGACGAGAGGAUCAAGUCGGCGUUAAGGGUCUGCGGGAAUCUGAUCGAAGAUGCGUUAGAUCGGCUCAACGACACUGUUUCCGCCAUGGAUGCGUCCGAAGACGGGAAGAAGAAAACUCUAACCUCGUCGAGAGUCGAGGAUCUCAAGACUUGGCUGAGCGCAACCGUCACGGAUCACGAGACGUGUUUCGAUACGAUAGACGAGUUGGCCGGGAACAAAACAGAGUACCGGAACUCGACGAUUACGCAGAAUCUGAAAUCCGCCAUGAGCAGAUCCACGGAGUUCACCAGCAACAGUCUUGCGAUCGUAUCGAAGGUCCUCGCUGCGUUAAGCGAUUUGGGGUUUACGAUUCACGGAAGAAGACGGCUUUUGAAUCAGCAGCCGGAGUGGGCGCGACGGAGGUUGUUGCAGACGGAGAAUCUGAAGCCUGAUGUGACGGUGGCGGCUGAUGGUUCCGGCGAUGUGAAGACGGUGAACGAGGCGGUGGCGAUGGUGCCGAAGAAGAGCUUGAAGGUGUUUGUGAUUUAUGUGAAAGCUGGAACGUAUGUUGAGAAUGUGGUGAUGGAUAAGAGUAAAUGGAAUGUUAUGAUCUUCGGCGAUGGAAAGAGCAAAACCAUUAUUUCCGGCGGCAAGAACUUCAUCGACGGGACUCCUACUUAUGAAACGGCGACGUUUGCUAUACAAGGCAAAGGAUUCAUAAUGAAGGACAUCGGAAUCAUAAACACCGCCGGAGCAACAAAACAUCAGGCGGUGGCAUUCCGGUCAGGCUCCGAUUUCUCAGUCUACUACCAAUGCUCCUUCGACGAGUAUAAGAAUACGGGUCCCGGGUCGGAUGUAACCCAGAGAGUAACAUGGGCCGGGUAUAAACCGGUAAUGUCUAGUGACGACGCUGCGAGGUUUACGGUGGCUACGCUUUUACAUGGCGGUGAUUGGAUACCGGCGUCGGGAGUUACGCACCAGCUAUCUUAA
Molecule: messenger RNA, 1383 nt
Organism: Thlaspi arvense
Lineage: Eukaryota; Viridiplantae; Streptophyta; Magnoliopsida; Brassicales; Brassicaceae
Source: the annotation of a GenBank genome assembly